AGAAGACCUCCAGGGCGCACAGACUUUGGCUAACAACAACAAAGCAGUCAAUUUGUGAGCUUAGAUCGUAAUAACACGAUGUAUGUUGAGAUGGUGGUCAGAAACUAGUUGUUUGCUUUAGUGUAGCCUACAUUGGAACACUGAACAUAUCCUGAGGGGAGCAUCAGCUUGAGGAAUAACGGGUUCAUGAGCCAUGAGCAGGCCCACCACCACCACAGUCUUUUUCACCCGCGGCAAAGAGGAUGAACAGCUGUGGACAAUACAAGGAGGAGGGGCCCAGAACAGGACCACCACCACUACGACAGCCAUCACUGGCGACGAAGCCAGACACUUCUACCAAAACCUUUUUGAGGACAGGAAAGGAGAAGAAGAAGAAGAGGAGGAGGAGGAAGGGGAUGAUCGUCAACAGACAGAAACUAACUCCGAGGACCCCAGGAAGGCGGCAGGAGCUUCGAGCAGCGGUCGCAAAAGCAAAGGCGUGCGAGGCGAGGAACGGAGGAAAGCUCCGCGAAAGAGGCGAGCUGGUCAACAUGGCGGGGGAUGCGAGGGAGCUCGGCGGCGCGUAUCAGCAACAGCCGCAGCCCAUGAAGAGAGCCGAACGUCAAGAUCAGCACACCUGCCUCAAGCUCAGAAUGCUCAGGUCAGAGAGAGGGAGGGUCAUCGUCUCCUCCGUGUGGCCCAGGAUGGAGACCUCUCCGCCCUUCGCAAGCUCCUCAACUCCUCAUCCCCGCCAGUGGACAUCAACUUCCACGACGACUUCUACUGGACGGCGGUGAUGUGUGCCAGCCACGCAGGCCGUGCGGAGGCGGUGGCGUUGCUCCUGGAGCGCGGCGCGUCCUGGGUGGGGGUGGUGGACACGCGGGGGAGGGACGCCCGGCGCCUGGCGGAGCAGGCCGGCCACCAGGACGUGGUGAGGGUGCUGGACGCGCACGGGGCACGCACGGACGACGCGCACAGGCACGGCCAAGGGACACAGCAGGCAAGCACACAGGAGGUCCCUCGUUGGUGUUCGGUGUGCGAGUGCCUCCACAGCGACUCCGAUGGCCGCCACCAGGCCUCCACGCUGCACCAGUUCAACCGCGGCCGCCUGCACCUGUCGGAGCCCGUGGGCCCCCACUACUGCCUGCCCCCCUCCAGCGCUGGCUACCGCAUGAUGCUGCGCAGCGGCUGGAACCCCGGAUCAGGACUGGGGCCCCAGGGACAGGGCCCCCAUCAGCCCGUGCGCACCGUUCUGAAGAGGGACCAGGCCGGGUUGGGCUACGGCCCCUCCCCCCGCGCCCGCGUCACCCACUUCCAGGCCAAGGACCCUCAGGCAGUGCGGCGGACACCUAAGCCCUCCGUCUUUGCCACUGCAGCCAAUGAGAGGCGGGAGAGAGGAGCCACACUCAGCGUCCAGGCCCAGAGGAGGAAAGAGGAACGGCAGAAGGGAUGGGAGAGAGACUUUAGGUCUUCGUUCAAUAUCGACCCCUAAACUUACAAUAUAGAAAAAAGAAAGAAAGCCCAUUGGGAAAAUCCAACUCCCAUUGUCAUUGUCAUUGUGACACAGCACUCCACAGCACACAAGUGAACACUGCACACUGCACACAACGAAAUUGCAUGUAUGCCUCACCCGUGCAAGGGGGCAGCCCUCCGUGGCGCCCCAUGGGGAGCAGUGCUGUGGGACGGUACCAUGCUCAGGUUACCUUAGUCAUGCUGAAUUGAGCCAGGGGAACUACUGUAGCGCUCCGAAGUCAUUUUCCACCGAAAGAAAGGGACUCACUCUCAGUGCUCAGGUUCAGAGGAGGGGACCGUCUACUACGCGGCCGACCCGGGUUCGAUUCCAGCCUGGGCCCUUUGCCGACGCUUGCCCAUAUCUCUCUCCCAACUCGCUUCACGUCUACCCUCCACUGUCCUGUCAUGAAAAAAACGAAUAAAGGCUUGAAAAAAUACUCUGGUUCAGAGAAGGAAAGAGGAGACCCCUAACCUGUCUGACUGAAUUGGACCAGUGGGACGAAUACUACCACUAAGGCAGAGACUUCAGGGCUUAACUGAUUUGAUCCACUUUAACCAAAGGGCAGAGUAUCCACUUAUGGCGCACUCAGGCCGACUGAGAACCGUGCUGGUGCCCGUUCCCGCACCUAAUAGUGAACCGGCUGUCGUGUUCACGCCACAGAUAUUAGCGUUCGCAAACCGGAAAGUUGGUUCGCAAUGCGAACCGCAAAAUACUUGUUUUUUCUCCGUGAACCGUGACGACAGUGUGGCCGUCAGCAGGUUCAUCCAGGUAACCUGCUGGUCACGUGCGGGGAAAAGUUCAGAGCCCACUAUGAAGUGGGGCGGUUUGCAGAUAAACAUUCUAGAGCCGGACAUAACUCUGUUACGGCACCAACUCUGUUCUGGUCGGCCUGAAAACCACUUGUGAGGAGAGAGAGGGGUGCCACACUGCGUGCUGAAGGCCCAGAGGGGGAAAGAGGAAGAGGCAGAGGGGAUGGGAAAGGGACAUCAGAGCCUCGUUCAAUAUCGCCCCCUAACCUGAACUGACUGACUUACUUGGGCCAAAGCAACCAGCGCCCCAAAGUUCAAGAGGCUGAGCGAAUUGGACCAUGCGAAAUACAGUACUGGAAGUUCUGGACACUUGUGUAUUGUUAAAAAAAAAAAAGUGUUGCGUUUUUUGUUGAGUUAUUUUUUAUUAAAUAAAUGAUUUGUACUUUUUUCCUCAUUGUCCUGUUUUAGACCAAAGUCUGACUGUAAGCGUCUGGCGAUAUUGUCUGGAAGGAACAAGUCGUCCUGCACAGUGAGUGAUAAAAGGUUGUUGACCUCUGACUGACCUUUGUAAGCUGGAGUGUGGUCAGGAUAGAAUAAGUGCACAGCGUAGGGGGGGCCUAGCCUGAUUAUCAU
Molecule: messenger RNA, 2874 nt
Organism: Engraulis encrasicolus (European anchovy)
Lineage: Eukaryota; Metazoa; Chordata; Actinopteri; Clupeiformes; Engraulidae
Gene: gpank1
Product: G patch domain and ankyrin repeats 1
Exons: 6
Coding region: 194-1471 (425 amino acids)
Molecular function (GO): nucleic acid binding; protein binding
Source: RefSeq, a predicted model, not a curated record